AAGAGAUUCAAGUGAGUGCUUCAGUAGGAUAUGCGACAAGAAGACGAGUAGCGGUGUUUCAAUGACCACCAGCGCCACCUACACGUGACUUGAAAAUUUUUACGAAAACUUGACGUGAGUCCCAAACUACCCCCCUUACUGUAAACCCAGAAGACCUUUUUUUUCUCGCGAGUUUUUCUUUUUAUCACUUCCCGAAAAAUGUCUCGUUUCUUCCGUAGUUCAGAUACUGAAUCAUCUGAUUCAGAUUCCUCUGAUAACGAUUCUCAAUAUAGCCACUCCGAUUCCGAGUACGAUUCCGAUGCCGCUAGUUAUCACUCUGAAGCUGAGGAUGAUCAACCCAAGAACCGUUUCUUGAAGGGUGGAAGUGACUCUGAUUCAGAUGACGAAUCUAACAAGAAACGUCAAGCUAAAUCUCAAAAGGAUAAGAGAAUUGAAGAGAUGGAGACUGCCGUCAAGGCCAUUGAGAACGGUCAAAAGAACAAUGAUUGGAAUUUGAUUUCUACUGAAUUUGAUAAACUUACUAUUACAAUCACAAGAGCCACCACUGGUUUCAACAAGAUUUCUGUUCCCAAGUUUUACAUUAAGACUAUGGUCGAACUUGACGAUCAUGUAACCGAAAACCUUGCAAAGGAAAAGUCUACCAAGAAGAAGAACAAUAACAGUAAGGCCAUGAACAACUUAAAGACCAAGCUCAAGAAGCUUUCUAAGCAAUUUGAGGAGUCUAUCACUGCUUACAAGAAGGAUUCUGAGGAAUUCAUGAAGGAGGAAGAGAUUGAGGAAGAAGUUGUUGCUCCCGUCAAGAAGAGAGAGGUUGCUUCAAAGGCUGUUGCCUCUGCAGAUGAUGAAGAUGGUUUCUCUUCUGUCGGUAAGGGUGGUAAGACCAUCAUUGCUGUUACUAAAGAAGGUCUCUUGACCCGUUUGAGAGAAGUUUUGGAAAGUCGUGGUAAAAAGAACACUGAUCGUGCUGAACAAAUUCUUGUAUUGGAAAGUUUGUUGCAAGUUGCCGAAUCUCCUUUCCAAAAGAUCUCUGUUCUUUUGGUUCUUAUUGCCUCUCGUUUCGAUAUUAACGUCAGCAAGGCCACUUUCAUGGAUGUCACUGUUUGGAAGUCUGCUGCCAAGGAGUUCAACCAACUUCUUCAAGUACUUGAAACCAACAAGUCUUUCAUUGUCACUGAAGAUGCUGAAGAACUCAACAAUGAAGAUAGAGAUGUCGUUCCCCAAGCUGGUGAAGUUGUAAAGGUCCGUGGUUCUAUCCUCAGUUUUGUUGAACGUUUAGAUGAUGAAUUCAACAAGUCUCUUCAAAACAUUGAUCCUCACGCUACCGAAUAUAUUGAUCGUCUCAGAGAUGAGGCUACCAUUUUUGCCAUGCUUAACCGUGCUCAAUUCUAUUGUGAAACUUAUAACUUCACUCAUGCUCUUCCUAGAAUUGUCUCUCGCAAGUUGGAUCAUGUUUACUACAAGCCUGAACAAGUCAUUGGCUCCCUCCAAGCUGCUACCAAGAAGCUUUUACCUGACUAUGUUGUCUCAAAGAUUACCCCCUCUGAAGAACCUACUGAGUUAGUCAAUCAACUCUGUAACUACCUUUACAAGGAUACUACCACUGUUUUCCGUACUCGUGCUAUGCUUUGUCAUAUUUACCAUUACGCUCUUCACAAGAAGUUCCAUACUGCCCGUGAUUUGUUAUUGAUGUCUCACGUCCAAGACUCUAUUCAUCAAGCUGAUAUUGCUACCCAAAUUUUGUAUAACCGUGCCAUGGUCCAAAUCGGUAUCUGUGCCUUCCGUGAUGGAUUAAUCAAGGAAUCUCACUCUGCCCUUUCCGAGAUCCAAGGAUCUGGUCGUGUUAAGGAACUUUUAGCUCAAGGUGUUCAAGCUCAACGUUUCGGACAACCCACUAACCCCGAAGUGGAGGCCAUUGAACGUCAACGUCAAUUACCUUUCCACAUGCACAUCAACUUGGAACUUCUCGAAUGUAUCUUCUUGACUUCUUCCAUGCUUUUAGAAAUCCCUGCUCAAGCACAGGCUGGACCUAACAACAAAAAGUUUAUCUCUAGACCUUUCCGUAGAUUGCUUGAUUACAACGAACGCCAAGCAUUCAGUGGACCCCCUGAGAACACCAGAGAUCAUAUCAUGAGUGCUGCCAAGGCUUUGGCUUCUGGUGAAUGGGAAAAGGCAAAGGAUUUCAUUUUAGCCAUCAAGGUUUGGGAUUUGAUGGUUGAGACUCAAGAGAUCAAGGAAAUGCUUGUUCGCAAGAUUCAAGAAGAAGGUCUUCGUACUUACUUGUUCACUUAUGCUUCUUACUACUCUACAUUGGGUUUAACACAAUUAGCCAGCAUGUUCGAUUUAUCUGUCAACAGUGUUAACGCCAUUAUCGCAAAGAUGAUUUUCAAUGAAGAGUUAUCAGCAUCACUGGAUCAGGUUACUCAGUGUAUUGUUCUUCACCAAGUUGAACUCUCUAGACUCCAAGUUUUAUCCUUGCAAUACUCUGAAAAGGUUGCUAACCUUGUUGAUCAAAAUGAACGUUUAACAUCAAACGGUAGAGAUAAUAAUAACAACAGAGAUAACAACAACAACAAUAACAACAACAGCAACAACAACAGCAACAACAACAACAGCAACCACCAUAACAGUAACAAAAAUCAUUAAAUUAGACCAAAUUUUUUAUAUAUAAUCUAAUUAUUUCGUUUUUUUCCUACCUCCUCUUUUCUCCAUUUUUACACUUACUUUUUUUUUUUAAUCUCAAAAAUAUAUACAAAGGAUUUUUUUUAAUUUAAAA
Mucor mucedo is the source of this 2773-nucleotide messenger RNA. RefSeq names its product eukaryotic translation initiation factor 3 subunit 8 N-terminus-domain-containing protein. Gene Ontology annotation, cellular component: eukaryotic translation initiation factor 3 complex. The coding region runs from base 199 to 2643 and encodes 814 amino acids. Gene Ontology annotation, biological process: translational initiation. The transcript is spliced from 4 exons. The record is from RefSeq and is a predicted model, not a curated record. NCBI's taxonomy places the organism in Eukaryota, Fungi, Mucoromycota, Mucoromycetes, Mucorales, Mucoraceae. Gene Ontology annotation, molecular function: translation initiation factor activity; translation initiation factor binding; RNA binding.